AAAUAAAACAAUGUUUUUAAUUUGCGUAUUUGUUGAGCACGAGCCACCAUUGGAAGAAUACGGCGUGACGUCACCUGACGUAACAGGAAGUGGACUCGCGUUCUGUCAGGUGAUAUAACUCCAAAUCAUCGAAGAUGGCCUACCCUAAAUCCCACAAUCCAUUUGCAGAUGAUGACGAUGAGGAAGAUUUUAAGCCUAAAAGCAGGGGUUUUGAUGAUGACCCCGAUGAUGGGUUGACUGAAGCACAGAGUCGGCAGAGGUACCUGCAGCAGGAAGUGAUGCGCACAGCUCAGUCUGCUGUGGACAGCAGUCACCGCUCGCUGGGCCUGAUCUAUGAAUCAGAGAAGAUGGGUGUGGAGACUGCAGAAGAGCUGGUCCGUCAGGGUGAGGCUCUGAGGAGGACUGACAAGAUGCUGGACAACAUGGAUCAGGACCUCAAGACCAGCCAAACGCAUAUUAACAGUAUCAAAAGUGUAUGGGGAGGAAUUGUCAAUUAUUUUAAGAGCAAACCAGAGACGAAGCCGCCAAAUGAGGAGCCAAAGGCCUACCAGGCCAAUGAAAGGUUACAGAGCGCUCUAUCCAACAGCAGAGAAUAUGAAGACAAGUAUCAGGCCAGCCACCCCAGCCUGAGAAAACUGGAUACAUCUGGUUUUGGAGCUACUGCCUCAGUAGAAAGGAGUUCAUCCAGACAGAACGGAUACCCUCAGAACCAACACCUCAGAGAGGCUCACCAAACUCUGGACAAUAACUUGGAUGAAAUGUGUGGAGGCUUGGCAAGACUGAAAAACCUCGGACUUGGACUCCAAUCGGAAAUUGACAGCCAGGACGACUCCAUUGGUUCACUUCUAAACAAAGUGGACAAGAUGGACGUGAAGAUCAGUAGCACAAACCAACAGAUUAAAAAGCUGUAGGACUCACUCUCAGACUUUUCCAACAUGUAACGAGGUUCCACUUCUGACCCUUCUCCUCAGUUGAAUUUACUAUUUUUUUUCUUUUUUUUGAUUUUGGGAAAUCUUUUUUCACUUAUUUUUUUUUUUUUAUUGCACACUUGAUUUUCUUAAUCACAAAGUGUAAUCGACAUGUUUGUCAUUCUAGACAAAAUGUGAAAUAUUUUACAGACAAAAAGGAGAAAACUGUUGAAAAAGAGCUGUUGAUUUUGUGUUUUUAAAGUUGUUCCUGAUGUGAGGAGGGAUCUAGAAGACAACAAAGCAGCAAAUCAAGCUUAAGUCACCUUCGCCUUAUAUGUCAUUUCUUCUGUUUGGCUCCACAGUAACAUUUCAUUUGUGAAAUCUGUUCCUUAAAAUGCUUUUUUCUAUGAUUUCUUAUAACACAUUUGUUGAAACUAUGUGCUGAGCUGCCUCCAGUCUGACACAUUGUGUUUUUUCUAGUCAGUUAGUGCUGCAGCUUAUGAUUGUACAGCACAAAAAAAUCACAAAUAUUUUAGUUUUGAUUGUAAACAUAAUAGAUGAAGGAAUACCUACAAUAUUGAUCUAUUUCCCUGAUUUUUUUUUUUUUUUGCUUUUUUCCAAGACGAUAAAUCACAGUAAUGUACCAAAUUGGCCAAAAUUCAUAUGUAUAUUCAUCACAUGUUCUCAAUAAAAGCUUUAUUAAGGGACUAA
Molecule: messenger RNA, 1619 nt
Organism: Oryzias melastigma (Indian medaka)
Lineage: Eukaryota; Metazoa; Chordata; Actinopteri; Beloniformes; Adrianichthyidae
Gene: snap29
Product: synaptosome associated protein 29
Exons: 6
Coding region: 135-911 (258 amino acids)
Biological process (GO): exocytosis; synaptic vesicle fusion to presynaptic active zone membrane; synaptic vesicle priming
Cellular component (GO): SNARE complex; plasma membrane
Molecular function (GO): syntaxin binding; SNAP receptor activity
Source: RefSeq, a predicted model, not a curated record